This is a messenger RNA of Solea solea (common sole), 4098 nucleotides long. Its product is annotated as rho GTPase-activating protein 6-like. The record is from RefSeq and is a predicted model, not a curated record. Gene Ontology annotation, biological process: signal transduction. Lineage: Eukaryota; Metazoa; Chordata; Actinopteri; Pleuronectiformes; Soleidae. The transcript is spliced from 14 exons. Bases 182 to 2914 code for a protein of 910 amino acids.
AGCAAUGAACGCAGAACACAUUGCGCAGCGUCUGCAGCCAAAUGCAGCACAUCCCAGCUCCUCACCAGCUUCUAUUAGGAAUAUUCUUCAAAUGGAGGCGUCAUCAGAGUGCUGUCCUGUAGCUGGAGCUGGACACAGACGCACCGAGCACCGCUGAUGUGAGAUCCAAAACAAAAGAGACAUGUCUGCCGCGCAAGGACUUCUCAACAGUGUCUUCUCCUGCUCCUCUCCUGCCUCCAAAGCCAUAACUAAAAGGAGGCUCCGCCAAACCCGCAGCCUGGACCCCGCUAUAAUCAGACAUUGUAGCACCGGAGCCGAUGAAGCCAUGGGAGCACCGCUUUCUGAAGCACCGGCUGCGGAUGCAGGUGCGUUACCGGAGCGCCUGGCUGUGAAACCGUCUUUACGCACCAAGAUUCCGAUACUCAAGGAGCCAAUUACCCCGUCCCUCUCCACCCCUUCCAUCCCUCUGGAUGUGUCUCCAUCCUCCAACUUCCACUUUGACUAUGAUAUAGUGAAGCGUGCCAAAAGGAAUACCGCAGGGGAUUUACCAUUUCUGGUGAGGGGCCCCGGUGCCACACCGCCCGGGAGCACCGGGACUCUGUUCUCGCCCCGGAGGUGGCUGCAGAAGAAAGUGCAGCCGUCCAGCUCUCACGCUUACGUCGUGUGGAAAUCAGAGGGUGAUUUCACCUGGAGCAGCCUGUCGGGGCGGAGCGUGCGUCUGACGCCAGUUGCCAUCCAGAGCCUGUCGGAGCUAGAGAGGGCCAGGCUGCAGGAGGUGGCGUACACACGUUUACAUCAGGACUACGACCUGGGAUGUCAGAUCACCAUUCCAAAAGAUGGACAGAAGAGGAAAAAGUCACUGAGGAGGAAGUUGGACUCUCUCGCAAAGGAGAAGAGUAAAGACAAAGAGUUUAUACCCCAAGCCUUCAGUAUCCCGCUCUCCCUGGUCAUCGCGAAUGACAGGACACACCGGCAGCGUCAGGACGGCUAUCGCCAGGAUCACCCACAGCGCGAGGAGCACAAAGACUCCUCCGACCUCGUCUCAUCCAUUUUACAGUUUGCUACCAAGCGUUCGUCCAAUAAGGAGUUAUCCAGCAGUAACUCAUCGCUGAGUUCGACAUCCGAAACGGCCAACGAAUCAACAUCACCCAACACUCCCGAAGCUGCACCGCGAGCCCGCAGGAGGGGAGGCAUGUCAGUGGACUCCAUCACUGACCUGGACGACAACCAGUCGCGCCUGCUGGAAGCACUGCAGCUCUCUCUGCCGGCCGAAACGCCGAGUAAAAAAGAGAAGCACCGGGACAAAAGGCUAAGCCUCAACCCCAUCUACCGUCAGGUGCCCCGGGUGGUUGACAGCUGCUGUCAGCACCUUGAGAAAUAUGGUCUGCAGACUGUGGGGAUCUUCAGAGUGGGCAGCUCCAAGAAAAGAGUCAGACAGCUACGAGAUGAGUUUGAUCGCGGCAUCGACGUCCAGCUGGAUGAAGAGUACAGUGUUCACGAUGUGGCUGCCCUGCUGAAGGAAUUCCUCAGGGACAUGCCUGACCCUCUCCUUACCAAGGAGCUCUACACCGCCUUCAUCAACUCCACAUUGUUGGACCACGAUGAGCAGCAGAGUGUUGCUCAGUUAUUGGUCUAUCUGCUACCAGCAUGCAACAGUGACACGCUCCAUCGCCUUCUGGACUUCCUGUCCACCGUCGCUGCUCAUGCCCAUGACCAGCGGGCCAAAGACGGUCAGGAGAUCACAGGGAACAAGAUGACGUCCUUAAACCUGGCCACCAUCUUUGGCCCCAACCUUCUCCACAAGCAGAAGAGCUCAGAUAAAGAGUUCAGCGUGCAGAGCUCGGCCCGCGCGGAGGAAAGCACGGCCGUCAUCGCUGUACUGCAGAGGAUGAUCGCCAGCUACCAGACCCUCUUCAUGGUGCCUCCUGAUCUGCAAAAUGAGGUAUUGAUGAGUCUGUUGGAGACUGAUCCUGACGUGGUCGACUACCUACUGAGGAGAAAAGCAUCGCAGAGUCCUGACCUGCUACAGUCAGAAGAGUCCUUCACCCUGAGCGAGCGCCACUCCUCCAGUGACUCCAACAAGGUGUCGAGUGGCGAGGUGUCCCCGUAUGACAACAACUCGCCGAUACUGAGCGAGCGCAGGGGAGAACCGGGCAUCAAGCAGCAUUUCCAUGUGCCAGAGCAGUUCACUGUGCUGGGGCAGGUGGGCAGCUGGAGCAGAGAGUCUGGAACAGCUGAUCCAUGUGGCACCAAAGACUCGAUAUCUGAGGAGCAUGCUAACAUUUGGGGGACGUGGCACAGCACUCUGAAACCAAUACUAAAGGACCAGUCUUACACAGGUUCCCAUGGCAACAUGUCAGAGGGAAGCUCCCGCAGCUCACAGGAAGGUCUCGAUGGACUCCAUGGCGAUGGCAGGCACCAGGCAGCGGUGCAGCCGACUCUGACGGCACCCGGCAUCACAGAGUGCAGACCCCACCCCCCCGUCACCAGAGUGUGUGCCAGCCCCCGCGCAGAACACUUACAGCGGAACAUCAGCCCAUCUGCGACAUCACAUCUCAACAGCACGCAGAGCCUCCAGCGGGCAGGCGGACACAGAAUUAACUCCCGACACCAAGGUGGGGCGAACACUGCCGACGGGGAACCCGGCGCGCUUGGCGAAGGCCGCUUUCCGCCGCCUUAUAACGCCCACCAUCGACUGGCUAUUUCUCAAAGUUCACCUCAGCUGGCUGGGGCUCAGCGGCCCCCUCUGCAGCAUGGCAGGUCAAGCACAGUACAGAGUCAUUCAGCCUCAGCAACAGACGGCCACAUGGUGCCGCAGAGCCCGGAGUGGCAGGACUGGCAGAGGGACCGUUGGCAGAUCUGGCAACUGCUGUCCUCAGACAAUGCUGACACACUGCCUGAAACGCUGGUGUGAACUCACACCGUGGACUCCCACUCUGCCAACAUGCGCAUCGUCAAUUGACAAUCCUCAUCAAGCACCCUCCGCUUGUCCCUCGCCUUGCCUUCCACCCAUGGAUUUCAUCCUUUUCAUGAAACCUCCCCCAUGUGUCUCUGGCAUCUAUAGCGCCAUGGCGUUGUUGUUUACAUGUGCAGCUGCGGCCUUAUAGCGAUUUGUACAUCCAGAAGCCACUAGUAUUUCUUCUUUUGUGUGGAUGUUCAAAGGUUGCUCCUGUUGCCAGCUCGUCUCUUAUGUCCAUAAUGAAAAAAAAAAAGAAAAAAAAAGCCCAUCAGAAAUACCUCAAAAAAACUCUCUCUCUUUGACACAUUUUCAGAACAAUGCCAUGUCCACUGCUUUUCUGAGAACGUUUGAUCCUUGUACAUUGGGACGGCACCGUUUCUUCACUUUGUUAUAUUUUAAUGUCGUCAUUUUUUUUUUUUUUUUUAAACAAUUCACCGUUAAACUAAGAUGUACGCAUUAGUAUUUGCUGCUAUGUGUGGACCUUAUUAUGUGCGUUCAGCCACAUCCGUCUCAAAUGUUGAUUUACUUUUCAGCAUCAAAUUCUUUGACUGUAUAUAUACAUGUAUAUACACCCAAACUGCUGACAAAUAUAAACAAUAUAUAUGUAAAAUGACAUGUUAAGUCUUUAUUUUUGCCUAUCUACCUAAAAGUAUGUCAGCCCUUUACGAGACAGCCUCCGUCUUGGCGCUUUCGCUCUAUAAUAUUUGAAUGUAAAAUGCUUCACUUGUGGCAAAAAUGCUUCGACAUGAUUACAAAGCACUUAGCUGUGAGUUUGCUUCUUACUCCCUGCUGCUCCGCAGGAACAACGUGCCAAAGUCUUUCCUUUACUUUCUUUCUCGAACUUUAAAGAUAUUUAUCGCACAGUCAAGUAAAAAUCAAGAGCUUGAGACAACUGUACGACACAAAGGAAUUCAUCCGUGGGUUAUUGUGAGUAUCACAUUUGCAGCUAUUUAUAAAACGACUAGACACAGUAGGAACACACGUGUAUGUGAAUGACACUGACUGAUCUGUAUCUGUUUUACCUCUCCUGCUAGACUGAACAUUCUAACUGGGUGUGGACGCAUUUUACGACGAAAAGGAUUCUUACGCUUUAAAUUAUGCCAUUGCAAUUCAUUAAAAAAAAAUAUAUGUAUAUAUAU